Molecule: messenger RNA, 8806 nt
Organism: Octopus sinensis (East Asian common octopus)
Lineage: Eukaryota; Metazoa; Mollusca; Cephalopoda; Octopoda; Octopodidae
Product: histone-lysine N-methyltransferase, H3 lysine-79 specific-like
Exons: 13
Coding region: 1775-5608 (1277 amino acids)
Biological process (GO): regulation of transcription regulatory region DNA binding; DNA repair; DNA damage checkpoint signaling
Cellular component (GO): nucleus
Molecular function (GO): histone H3K79 methyltransferase activity
Source: RefSeq, a predicted model, not a curated record
AGUUCAUUCAACUGUAGAAAUGAGUUGCGACAUCACAGGUGUAAAGCUGUAUCGGCCUUUUGAAAACACAGGAAAAUAGCAGCAGCAGGAAAAGUCGCCCAGCAUUGGCUCUAGAUUUCUCUUUGUUUGCCCCACCAUUAGUAAACAUCCAUGCCACCUCAUCUCAUACAAACAUUGGCUACUCCCUGAUAUAGUUAAGCAAUGAUUGAAAGGUCACUGAUAUCUCAUUUAGCUAGCAGGCUGAACAAAAAUUCAUUAUAAAUGAUGGAAGAAGUAUUAGUUGAAAUAGUUUUCAGUAGCAACAGUCAUAAAUAUUGUUGAAUGUAGACAAAUGUAGUUUCUGCCUUAUACAUUAUAGUGAAAUAGAGAGACAUCAGUUAUAGUUGUGUAUCAUAUAUAUAUACACACACGCACAUAUAUAUGUAUCGAAAUAUAGCCAUCAAUAAUUGCAGUCCUAUACACUAUGAAAUAUACAAACUAACUGCAAUCCUAUAUACUUUGUGAAAUACAGCAACAAGAAUUGCAGUCCUUGAAAUAUGGAAACAACGUUGGGAAACCUAUUGAGCAACGAAGGAUUAACCAAUUAUUUCUUGACAUAUUUAGAGCAAAAUCAUGAGAACUUACCACAGCCAUCCUGUGUUGCUCUUCAGAAUGAUACAGUGUGUGGCCCUCACUUAAUGCAAGACAUAGUGUUGUACCUUCAAGGUACAAGACAUUGCUCUGUCUACUAUAGUCUCACGAAUGAAAACAACAGCUAUCACUUUAUACUUUACUACUAUUGAGUUGUUAUGGUUGCAUUGUGAAAAAAGCAUUAAAAAUAUUGGCUUCAACAUUUCCUAAUCAGAUAUAUAUAUCUUUUCAGAAACCACCAUUCAUGCUAGCAUGGGAAAAUUAAUCAAUAGUAAUUAAUAAAUAAUCAACACUUUGAUAUACUGAAUCUUAUAUUGAUCUUGUUUGAUAGUGAAACAGAGAUUAAAGUUGAAGACUAUGUCUGGGUCAAGUACAGAGAAGAGAGCUGUUAUAUAGCUUUGUUGUAAUAUAUUUACUGCACAACUUGGUCUGAAAAUAUCCUAGUCGGGAUAUGUUUAAAAAAAUUUUUUUAAUUAUCUCUUUGAUGUUUUCUGAAACUGUUUUAACUGAAAUCAAGAAAUGUGUUGAAGAACAAGGAAAUCACAGGCAGGAUAAUUAAAAAUCAAUUGUUUUGAUGUUUGGAUUGUUUAAUUUCAUUUUUGUAGAAUAAUAUAUUUAUUCGUGUAUUUUAUUUUACAUGCAGGCUCAUAUAAUUUUUACUUUACACACUUUUGUUGGUAAAUGAUUGAAAAGAAAAUAUAAAUUAUCACUUGAUUACAGAUUAUGGAAAAGUAAAAUUUUUGUUAAGAAUAAUUUAAUUUAUGAAUGAGAUUUUUUAAAACACCAUUCUAUAUUUCUAAUACUUACAAUUCAAUUUACCUAAUCAUCUCCUGAUCACUUUGAUCUGAGUUUGUGAUACUCUGUGUAAUUAAUUAAUUUUUGCUAUUUUGAUGCAUGAUUAUAAAUAAUAUCCUCCUUUUUGAGACUUUCUGUAGAUUUUCUUAUCUUUUUUUUGAAAAUUUGUAAUCUGUCAGCACUUGAAAUUCUUACCUGUUAACAUGUUUAUUAAUAAUUCCACUACAGUUUCAGCUGUCAACAUGUUAUACACAGCAAUUUCUCUCCAUUUCUAUUUUGUUGGUUCCAGUCAGAAGGCUGUUGCCAUGCUGGACCACUGCUGCCGCUUGCUGCUUCAUGCUCUUGCUUGAUGAGGCUGGGGUCAUCCCAGCUGGAGAUAUAUUUCCAACGAAUUAAAAAUCCAAAACUCAGGAUACGGCCAUGUUUUGUAAGACUGGCUAUGAUCUCUGAAGGAUACAGUGCCAUUGCAGCAUGCCAGGAUGAAACCAUGAAUAGAAGAGAUAAAAAGGGCAGAACUACUACAUUAAAGGACAAUGCUGUACUCAAUGGCCAGAAUGAUGAGGUUAGAAAAUCUAGACGUCACAAAGAAAACCAGGAUGAGACCACACAGAAUCUAGAUUUCGAUAGCAAUAGCAACACAAGCACUGGCGACGAAAGCAUUGUGUACGGUCCGACAACACGGAAACAGUGGUCAGAAUGGGUGUCAAAGCCUGCGAAACAAAAUAGAGAACAAAAUGCAGACCAGGAGAAUAUUCCAGAGGGGCAGUUCCAGGGGGAAACUAAAAAACCAACAUGUCAUACUCGAAUAGUGAAACGGAACCGCAGAAAGAGUAAAGCUAGCCCCAGUAAGAUGACGAAGGAAGAGGAAGGUACCAGGACCAAUGGAGAGUUUGUCCGGCGCCGAGGUGCUGUCUGUAAACCACGAGGACCCAAAGCUAGAAAUAAGAACAAAGCCUUGGCAAUUGACGGACUCAAUUUGUUGCACAAGCAAACGGUUUUAUCAACGUCAUCAACUGCUUCCAGUGAGAAUAGUGUUAGUUGCAAUGAUCGUUCAAUGACUUCCUUUUCUGAUGCCUAUUUCAAAUCUGGUUCGCAACCUCAUACAAUAGCAGCAUUAGAAGUACCUCCAGCAAUGCAACGUUUCUUUGACAACAUCAAACAACGCUACACAGAAUUUUUAAAUUAUAUGAAAACACCGCAGUAUAAAACAACAGUUGAACGACAAAUAGAAGAGGAGAAGAAAAGAAAAUCUACACUUGAGAAUGAAGUGCAAAAAUUAGAGAAACAAAUUGCUGGCCUUCGAAAAGCUAGUUUACAACAGCUCAAGAAUCGGCUUGGUGAAAACGGCUUCACCACUCUUCCUUAUGCUGAAAAACAACUUGUUAGUGAAGUGUCUGUUUUGCUCAACCACAACAAACAGUUGUUAACCCGAGUGGACCAGUUGGAAGUGGAGGUUCAGGAGUUGGAGAAGAGACAUGGGGACAUUGUCUCACUGCAGCUGCAAGACUCAGCACUUGCUCAUAGUGGAACACCGACAGUUGACUCUGCCGACCACAAAGAAGAACGUGAGCAGCAAGAGAAAGUGGACGUCAAAUCUCAUCCCGUCAACGCCAUGGCUGUGGACAACAGCAACAAACCACUCGACAAAUCUGCUAAAAGCUCUAAAACAACAAAGGAAGAGGAAAAGAGCGAGAAAGAAGAGGAGGAGGAGGAAGAUGAUGAUGAUGAGGAGGAAGACGAUGACGACGAUGACAAUGAGGAACCGAUUGAGAAAACUGUGAAGAGUCAAGUGUUCAAGCCUGAGAACGGCAAUAAAAAAUCGGUUGUGUGCAAAACGGAGGAGACUCGAACAAGACAAGAGAAUUUGUCCUCUCAGUCACAUGAUCAUAAAUCUUCAGAAGAUUCCAGAGAAACUUCUUCAUCAUCUUUGUCAUCGUCACAUUCUUCAUAUAAACAAAACGGGAACCGUGAGCCAGUUACUAUUUCAGUCUCAAAGUCAUCUUACAAAUCAAAUUCUCAUCAUUCACCUGACUACAAGGACAAACAUAGUAGCAGUUCCCAUAAAAGCUCAAGUGAGUCGAAAGAGAAGAAAGCCGUUUCCAGUGCCAAUCGCAUCCGAAAUGGUGUGGUGAGUGAUGCCGUGAAACACAGUAGUCAAGUAAUGUCCAGCAAGAGUAGUUUCUCAGAACAUAAGGUUGCCUUUACUAAUGCAAAAUCUCCAUUGAAACUUCGCAUAACCAGCAAAUGUUUGGACAGUAGUGGAGACAAGAUCGGACCACCUACGUACGUUAUCACACCUGUGUCUGAAUCUCACCAUCGACAUUCUCCUGUUAGCCGUCCUAGCAGUCGUAGCAGUUCAGAGUCUGCCAGCACCAACAGUGAUGAAACUCAUCAGAAUCCUUGCACGCUUAAGAUCAGCUCUGCUGUGCUCAACAGACAGAACAGCUCAAAGAACUCUGAGUAUACAAAACUGAAUUCUCCUCAGUCGAGUUCCACGUCUGAAUCGAGGUACAGCCCAUUCUCUGAAUAUUCUUCAGGGACAUCUAGUAAGAGUUCCAAGAGCUACUGCUGCAAAAGAUCGAUCCAGUCAAUGGGUGGAACUAAGAUUUCAAUCUUGAAGACGUCGACACGGGAGUGUGACUUUCAGGUGUCUCCUUCCUCCACGGGUGGUGCUUAUUCACACUCGACAUCAACGCGUGAGUGUGACUUCCAAGUAUCGCCUUCCUCUGCUGGUGGUGCUUACUCACAUUCGACUUUGACGCGGGAGUGUGACUUUCAAGUUUCUCCAUCCUCUGCAGGCGCCGCUUACUCACAUUCACACUCUCAUUCACACUCACACUCACAUUCACACUCGAGUUCAGAGAAACGCAAGGAGAAGAAAAAGCAUUCAUCUGGUAAAUCUCAUCACAGUAGCCACAAACAUUCUCAUUUCAGCGAAUCAAAACAGUCCAGUAGUGAUAACCUGAAGAAUGAGUGUGAACCUUUCCCCACGACCACCACCGCUGCUGUUACUCUGCCAUCAAUUACCACUCAGCCUCAUGCAGUAUCUUCAGAUUCUUCAAGUCAGUCUGCCCACAGAGACUUCAGUCCGCAUAGGUCUGGCUCUGUCAGUUCAAGUGGAGGCGGACGAAGUAAGCGCCGUAAAGAUACACAUGAGUCUCCGAAGAAGAAGUGGCAGCUGCAACAACAACUCGAGAUGGGGAAUAGUUUAGAAGCCUUGGCCAAGUAUGCCUUGUAUGAUGUGGAACGAAGUCGACAGAAGAGACGCAAGAGUCCCGACAAUGAGUUACGACGUAAACACUCAAAGAAGGAGAUUGUUCAAGUCGAUGAUGACCGCAGCAAACAGAAACACAGCAAUUCUGUGGUGAGUGGCCCUCGGACACCACCUGGCACACCACCAUCAGAUGUGGCACAAGAUGCAGUCUCACCUCCUGAUUCUCCGGCAGAACCUUUGAGUAAUUCUCAUGAAUGGACUGAGUGGAAUAAUAGUCUGCUGAACACUGAGAAAGACGGUGCUAUCAACAGUGUUAAUUCAGAUCGCGACCAUCGAACAUCGUCAGAACGCAAAUCUAGUCCAGCUUCCGUUAGUGACAGUGUGGACCAGUCAAAAUCAAAUGCUGCCAUUAACGAACCAGUUAACAACAGCACUGACUCUCUACAUUCUCAGCAUUUCUCCUCGGUUUCUGCACUUCACAAUACGUCUUAUUCCAUGGAUGCUGAUAAAUCUUCUGAGAAACACUUCAAGAAGCGCUAUUUCUCCAAGACCAAACAGUGGAAUCAGCAAAGCAGUAGCAGCAGCAGUAGCAGCAGCAGCAGCAGCAGCAAGAGCAAACGGCUGCACAAGCAUUGGGAAAAUGACUUCUCCUCAUCACAUGGCAACAGUAGUGAACCAGACAGCUACAAAAGUCAGAGUUUUGAAAUUGUUAAUCGAGGUGAUUUAAGUGGUGGUAAAGUGAUUCUUAACCGCCUCAUGACACAGAACAAUGAUCAUGUCUAUAGAAUCUCGGACUCCCAUUCCUUAGAGCAACGAAACACAAACAGCCUACACAGUAAGCAUCACAGUAAAUCAUCAUUUACCGGCGCUGAAUCUUCUCAGGGAGAUGGAAUUCCAAGUGCUGGUUCCAGCAAAACUUCCAGACUUUCUACUAAUCAAAGCAAGACUUGUGGCAACAGGAACUAUUGAAGACACCCUUUUUAGGGAGUUUUAAAAUAAUAAUAUUAAUAAUAAUAAAUAAUAAUAAUAAUGAUAAAUGAACAUAAAUGAAAGAACGAACUACUCAAUGUAAUUAGUAUUAUUUAUAUCUAAAGUAAAUCAUUUGACAUCAAGAGAGGAAAAAAAAAAAUGGAGCGUGUGGGAUGGGUGGGAUAUAGAGGAAUCAUAUCAUGACAUAUAUGGACACACAGACACACACACACACACAUUUACAGCCACCUCACUCAUAUCCAUACACAUAUACACACACACACAAACACAUUCAAUUUAUACACAUUUACAUGUGCAGAGAACAUUAUUGCGUAUGUACGUGUGUGAGAGAGAGAGAGCGUGCGUGUGUGUGUGUGUAUGUAUGUGUGCGUAUGUUAUUUGUGGCGUCUUUUAACCAUCAUACUGUGGACAGUGGUAGUUGGCCGGUAGACUGGGCGGUUGGUGAUUCUGUUAUUUUAUGUCAUUAUGUCUGUUUUUGUCCUUUCACUCUUGGCGUUGGAUACUGAGUAUAACUGCCACCACAACUACCACUUCUACCACCACUACCCCUUUCCACCCUCACCUUUUGUCUAGAUUGAUCUCUUGUCAUUUUUUCUGGGGUUUUUUUCCAAAAUUUUUUUUUUCCAUAAUGAUUUAUUUUUUUGCAUUUUUCUCUUUCUUCGAUAUUUUUCACUUUUUCUCUUUACCUCCCUUCCCCCCUCCGCCCCCUUUUCCGUUUUGUUUUGUUUUUUUUUUUGUUUUUGUUUUUUCCUUUUGUUAAAAAAGCUUUUGUUGAACCUUUAUCUUGAUGGAGUGUGUGCAGGUGGGAGUUCUGUAUCAUGGAUUACUUUUUUUUUUGCUUCAGAAAAUUUAUAUUGGUUUGACUGGUGGAAUUGCUCCCCUUCUUUCAUUGUUCUAAAUCUCUCUUACUUUCACUUUCUCUUUGUCUAAAUUCAUUGCUUUUUACAAUGUUUCUCUUCCAUUUUUCAUUAUAUGCUAUUGAAAUUUAAGAUUUACAAAAAAUAUUUAUCUAGUAACAGAUGUAUGCAUGCUUGUACACAUAGACACACACACACAUAUAUAAAUGCAUACACAUACAGUUAUAUCAUGUUUAUAUAUAUAUGUGUGUGUGUGUAUUUAUAUAUAUAUAUAUACAUACGUACAUAUGUAGAUAUAUUAAUGGAGUCAUACAUCUACAAGCAUAUUCUCACUCAUACCUAUACAUACAUAAAUACAUUUAGACACACACACACACACAUAUAUAUUUAUUUAUUUAUUUAUAAAAUUGAAUUUAAUUUAUUUCUGAUUUUUAAAGAAUAUUUUUCAACUUUUUGUUAAUUUUAUUUUCAUUUUUAUCGUCUUUGAUUUUAUAGUUAAGCAAAGUCGGGUGUUAGUUAUAGAUUUAUGUGUAGGACGGGUAUUGGUCUGAAAUAUUGUAGCAUUUACUGCAUUCUUGGCAAUCUCAUAAACAAUUUCCUAAAGACGGAACAGAUUUUCUUGUCAGGUUUAACGAAGAGUAGGAAAUAUGGGGUCUGUCAUAUCUCUAAAAGCAGCAUGACUAUCAGUAGUAGUAAUAACAAUGGUUUCAUGUUUUGGCUCAAGGCCAGCAAUUUCAGGGGAAGGGGUAAAUCGGUUACAUCAACUCCAAUGCUAAGUUGGUACUUAUUUUAUUGACCCCGAAAGGACGGAAAGCAAAAGUUGACCUUAACGGAACUUGAACUCAGAACAGACAGGCAGACAAAAUGGCACUUAGUAUAUUAGUGGUUUUAGAUAGAUUUAAAAAGAAAAUUGUCAUGUUUACCUCAAUUUCUCUGACAAUAUUUGCUGUUGGAUAAUAAAAGCAAUAUUCAAAUAUGAUGAUAAUAAUAAUAAUAAUAAUAAUGAUGAUAAAGUUAUUCUAAAUUCUGUGGGUAGAAGCAGUCAAUUAAUUCUAUCCCAGAAUGACGAAGCCAUCAGUAAUAGGAAUUGAAUUCAUAAUAUAAUGGAGACCAGACUAAAUUCUACAAAGCCUUUCGUUUGGCACAUUAUCAUUGCCAUCCAUGAUGGUGAUGAUGAUGAUGAUAAUGCUGAUUUCUUCAGGUCAAUGUUACACAUAUGUAGGGUUGGGCAGAUACUUUUUCAAUUCUAAACAAAACCCACAUAUCCCACCUCUUAUACUCUUACUAAAUAUACCCAUUCCAUAUUCAGUUCCCCCUACUAUCACUCUUUAGCCAUCACACUUUCUCUCUAUCACUCAUCUUUAUCGCUACUCCCCACUCUUUAAACUUUCUCAUUUCCAUUAUCACCCAGUCUGCCUCAUUUCCCCCAUCAUGCUGUUUUUCAGUUCCACCUCCUUACCAGUAAUCCUCGUGUAGCUGCCUAUCACUAGCUCUUUCUUCUAUUUUCUCUGCAGUCCUAGUUCUCUCUCUUCUAUUCACUCUCUCAGUCAUGUCUUGAAUGAAUGGAAACAUCAUGAAGAGGACACUUUAGUCUUGCUGGGGGUUAGACAAGCCAACUUCUCUAGUGUUGGUUGUACAAUUAGAUGCAUCCAAUAUGCUCUGUAAAAUGGUUGACAUUAAGAAGGGCAUUCAACCAUAGAAACCCUAUCAGAAAUGGACUGUACAGGCAAGAUAUCUCUAAGCCAUCAAAGGAAGCAGUAAUUCUGUUUAUGGAGGUGAUUUGAACCAUAGUUAUCUGUCUAACCCAUGCUGGCAUGGGAAAGCAGAUGCAAAAUGGAUAAUUGUCUCUCUCCCCUAAUAAACCUUUAUAUUCUUCCUCUCUUUUUUCUGUCUCUAGAUAAACCUUUAUACAUCUUCCUCAUCAUCUCUCUCUGAACUAUCUUUCCCCCUUCUAUACAAACAUUCGACAACUCCACUCCUUUUCAACAGUGCAAUGAUCAAUUGUUGAGGUCUGCAACUUCUGCAACAUUCUCUGACAGUCAUGGUGUAUUACCAGUUAAACCCUGUCAGAAUGGUUCAAUAGAUCUCCAAAUCUCAGGACAAACUUUAAAAAUUGUGAAAUGAAGCCUUUAGGGUUUAAGGUAGUCAAACAGAACAGGAUUUCAAUACAUGUUCAUUCCACUCACUUGAGAUUAGUGCAUGUAAUGAGCUGACUCUGUAUUAGUUUUUCACUCAUACUUUAAUGAUUGUACAUGGUAAUUUACUCAUUGUCAAACAAUAAGAUAAAAUUUUUAAAAAAAUAAAUAAAAAACCAACAAAA